UGUUCAUAACCUCAAAAAAUAUAAAACUUAACCUACAUGAACGAUAUGAUACGAAUCGUUUAAAUUAAAACCUUAAUCUUAAAAGAAGUACGAAAACAUGUCUUUGGCCGACGAAUUGUUAGCAGAUUUAGAAGAAAAUGAUCAAGAUGAAUUUGAAGAAGGAAUGGAUGCGGAGGAUGCGUCCGAAGUUAAAGAAGAAAAACCCAAAAUCAUCAUUCCAAUGGAAGAAGAUACAACAAAAAUUAAUUCGGUAAAGGAAUUAUGCAAAUUAUGGAAUUCGGAUCAGUUGCGCACUAUUAUGAAGCAGAUUAAGAGUUACGGUAGUAAACCACGUAAGGCAUCCGAUAUUAUUGGUCCCGUUGAGUCCGAUCCGGAAUACCAACUUAUAGUUGAAGCAAAUAAUAUGGCUGCAGAUAUUGAUGGUGAAAUUGUGACAGUUCACAAAUUCGUGCGGGAAAAGUAUCAAAAGCGGUUUCCCGAGCUCGAUUCGCUCGUGGUAAGUCCCUUGGAGUAUGUGCGGACAGUGAAAGAGUUAGGUAAUGAUCUCGAUCAAGCAAAAAAUAACGAGAUUUUACAACAAUACUUGACACAGGCCACAAUUAUGGUGGUAUCGGUAACUGCUUCGACCACCCAAGGAACCCUACUAACAGAAUUUGAGAAAUUUCAAAUUGACGAAGCCUGUGAUAUCGCAAUCGAGUUGAAUAAUUGCAAGUUGGAAAUUUACGAAUAUGUCGAGAGUCGCAUGGCAUUUAUUGCUCCUAAUAUAUCCGCAAUUAUCGGUGCAUCUACGGCCGCGAAAAUAAUGGGCAUUGCUGGUGGUCUUACACGGCUCUCUAAAAUACCCGCAUGCAAUGUAUUAAUUUUAGGGGAGCAGAAAAAAAGUUUGUCCGGUUUCUCUCAGACAAAUAUGUUACCCCACACUGGGUUUGUAUACUAUUCGGAGAUUGUGCAAAACUCGCCUCCCGAUCUUAGGAGGAAAGCUGCUCGACUGGUUGCCGCCAAAUCGAUUUUAGCCGCAAGAGUAGAUUCCUGUCAUGAAAGUACAGACGGAAGAAUCGGCAAAAUGCUCCGGGAAGAAAUAGAAAAAAAAUUAGACAAACUCCAAGAACCUCCGCCAGUCAAGUUUGUUAAACCUCUCCCGAAACCUGUGGAAGCACCAAGAAAAAAGCGAGGUGGUAAACGAGUACGUAAGAUGAAAGAACGGUACGCGAUGACCGAAUUCAGGAAGCACGCCAAUAGAAUGAAUUUCGCCGAUAUUGAGGAUGACGCGUACCAAGAAGAUUUAGGUUACACUCGUGGUACUAUAGGGAAGUCGGGUGCGGGAAGAAUACGUCUUCCGCAAGUUGAUGAGAAAACAAAGGUGCGAAUAUCGAAGACUCUGCAAAAAAAUUUACAAAAGCAGCACGCUUGGGGCGGCAGUACCACAGUGAAAAAACAAGUUUCCGGUACAGCAUCCAGUGUUGCCUUUACUCCUCUGCAGGGACUUGAAAUUGUCAAUCCGCAAGCGGCCGAGGUGAAAGUGAAUGAAGCAAAUGCAAAAUAUUUUUCGAAUACGUCAGGAUUUGUGAAAUUAGAUAAUUGAAUUGUAUUCAUUUAAAUCGUUUAAUUUUUAUGUUCAAUUAUGCCAUGUUGCUGUGACAAAUAUAAUUAAUUAAUUACUA
Molecule: messenger RNA, 1661 nt
Organism: Photinus pyralis (common eastern firefly)
Lineage: Eukaryota; Metazoa; Arthropoda; Insecta; Coleoptera; Lampyridae
Gene: Prp31
Product: U4/U6 small nuclear ribonucleoprotein Prp31
Exons: 2
Coding region: 98-1582 (494 amino acids)
Biological process (GO): spliceosomal tri-snRNP complex assembly; mRNA splicing, via spliceosome
Cellular component (GO): precatalytic spliceosome; U4/U6 x U5 tri-snRNP complex; U4 snRNP
Source: RefSeq, a predicted model, not a curated record